GCUCAGAAGUAGACUUCCUACUUCCGCUAUGUCACAGGAAAUACACAAUUUGAUUGAUUUUUUUCGCUCUUCCGAGGCUGUAGAUGGCGCUGUUGAGGUUGAACAGAGUCUACGCAUCAUACCAGAAGUAGCACCAGAGCUAGCUUAGCACACGCCGAAACACUGCCUUGUGUUGACCCAGCACUGUAGGCCAAAUGGCAGCAGCAUCUUCAUCAUCAUCCUCUGCCGGAGGGGUCAGUGGGAGCUCUGUUACUGGAUCUGGCUUCAGUGCAUCAGAGCUCAUCCCCCCAAGAAAAGUUCUCUACACAUAUCCCAAAGGAGCUGGGGAGAUGAUGGAAGACGGCUCAGACAGAUUUCUGUGCGAAUCGGUUUUUAGUUAUCAAGUGGCUUCAACUCUAAAGCAGGUGAAGCAUGAUCAGCAGGUAUCCCGUAUGGAGAAGUUGGCCAGCUUGGUGGAGGAGCUGGAGGCAGACGAGUGGAAAUAUAAACCUAUUGAGCAGCUGUUAGGUUUCACAACAUCAUAGCUAACCGUAUACUGCUUAUAUUAAUUUAUGGAUCACAAUACGUUUCUGUUUAUCAUUUUUUAACCAGAAUGGAAACUUUUUUUCUUUUUCUUUUUUUAUCAUUUAUUUAUGCACCCUUUUUUUAUAUUGGAACUGAAUACUUAAAUGUAAAUAUACUUACUUAUGUUACAGAUCUUUCAGCAGACUAAUCAUGUGCAGAAGUGUACCAAAACUUUGACUUCUUACACAUCUACCUGAUCUGUGUGUGUGUGUGUGUGUGUGUGUGUGUGUGUGUGUGUGUGUGUGUGUGUGUGUGUGUGUGUGUGUGUGUGUGUGUGUGUGUGUGUGUGUGGAAUAAAACUGCUUAAAUCUGUGAUUAAAUUUAAUAAAUCAAUUAUUGCAUUGAUUUUUUUCAUCCAUUUCAAAGAGCUACAUAGAAAGUCCAAACUGCAAUUCUAGAUAUUGUGUAAUAUUCCUUUUUACUUUUAAAGCAUGCACAGUAUAUGUAAGAAAUAGAUAGAUAGGUUUGCUCAAACUUUUCUACAAAUGUAGCCGUCUGAUUUAGAAGCUGAAACAUAUCUUGUUUUUGUCUUCAGGAGCCCUGUGCUUUGUUCCACGCUCGUUCAGAGUUGCUAUUAAUUUUAGUGCUGUGGUCUGUGAGGUUAUCCUCCCCCUCUCUGCAUGUUUGUGUGAGUGAGAAAACGAGCGAGUGCAUAUAGCCUACUUGUAGCAGCUGUAGAAACAGGAGAAGACAAAGCAAGACAGAGGGGGUGCAGAGAGAUAGCAAAUAAAGCCCACACUCUUUGUCCUAUAAAGCUAACUGCUGUGUUCAGAACAAGCUCACAGCAUACUGAACACACGUAUAAUUCUAACUAAUGUACCACUGAUAUCAUGUUUUUUUCUGGUGGCUUUGUUUUUUUCUCUUUGAGAGCAGAAUAAAUGUUGCCCACUGAGCUUUGUUUAUA
Tachysurus fulvidraco (yellow catfish) is the source of this 1468-nucleotide messenger RNA. It is a transcript of the gene anapc16, whose product is annotated as anaphase promoting complex subunit 16. Gene Ontology annotation, cellular component: cytosol; anaphase-promoting complex; kinetochore. Lineage: Eukaryota; Metazoa; Chordata; Actinopteri; Siluriformes; Bagridae. Bases 195 to 524 code for a protein of 109 amino acids. Gene Ontology annotation, biological process: protein ubiquitination. The record is from RefSeq and is a predicted model, not a curated record. The transcript has 4 exons.